Messenger RNA from Helianthus annuus (common sunflower), 1714 nucleotides. RefSeq names its product probable serine/threonine-protein kinase PBL12. Gene Ontology annotation, biological process: protein phosphorylation. Gene Ontology annotation, molecular function: protein kinase activity; ATP binding. The record is from RefSeq and is a predicted model, not a curated record. The coding region runs from base 125 to 1513 and encodes 462 amino acids. Lineage: Eukaryota; Viridiplantae; Streptophyta; Magnoliopsida; Asterales; Asteraceae. The transcript is spliced from 4 exons.
CCCCUGCUGCUGCCACCAACUUCUAUCUUCUUCUUCUUUUUCAAAUAAUUUGGUUGGUUUAACCCCCCCUCAUUUAUAUAUACUCAAAUCAUCACCACCAUAUUUCACAUUCUCUCCUCCUCCUAUGGCUCCCAAAAAAACCACAUCCUCAUGGAAAAGCAUUCUCUUUGGUUGUUUCACAAACAACACACCAACCUUUGACCCUCAAACUCUUGUUUCUAAAUCCGGUUUGUCACAAAGGUUAUCCAUAUCCGAUGUCAGUUCAUCGCUGUCUGUUAUCAACGGUCUUUCGAAUUCGGUUGUUGGGUGGAACCUUCAAGAGUUCACUUUUGCCGAGCUUACUAUGAUCACACAUGAUUUCGCUUCCAGUAACUACCUCGGUGAAGGUGGCUUUGGGACGGUUCAUAAAGGCUUCAUCGACGAUAAGCUUAGGCCCGGGGUAGUAGAGGCGCAACCUGUUGCCGUUAAACUCUUGGAUUUGGAUGGUGGUCAAGGUCACAAUGAAUGGCUGGCUGAGGUGACCUUUUUGGGGCAAUUGAGGCAUCCACAUCUAGUGAAGUUGAUCGGUUAUUGUUGUGAAGACAAGAACCGGCUUCUAGUAUAUGAAUAUAUGGCAAGGGGCAAUUUGGAGAGUCAACUAUUUAGAAGGUAUUCGAUUUCUUUGCCGUGGCUGACAAGGAUUAAAAUCGCACUUGGUGCCGCAAAGGGGCUAGCCUUUCUUCAUGGGGAGGAAAAACCCGUUAUUUAUCGCGACUUCAAAACUUCAAAUAUUCUAUUGGGAUCGGAUUAUACGGCUAAACUUUCGGAUUUUGGGUUAGCCAAAGAUGGCCCUGAGGGAGACGAGACACAUGUGAGUACACGAGUGAUGGGAACACACGGCUAUGCUGCACCUGAGUACGUCAUGACAGGUCACCUGACAACCAUGAGUGAUGUUUAUAGUUUUGGAGUCGUUUUACUAGAGCUACUAACAGGAAGAAGAUCAAUGGACAAAAAACGACCUAGUAGAGAACAAUGCCUUGUGGAAUGGGCUAGACCACUUUUGAAAGAUUCAAACAAUCUUGACCGGAUCAUGGACCCUAAACUAGACGGUCAGUAUCCCACCUUAGGGGCUAAGAGAGCAGCGAUUCUGGCUAGCCGAUGCCUAAGCCAUCACCCAAAAUGCAGACCAACCAUGAAUGAAGUGGUUAAGAUCUUGGAACAUGUGAUGGAGUUAGAUGAUUUCCCGGUUGGUUCAUUUGUUUAUAUCGCUCCGAAAGAAGGACAAAACACCAAAGACAAGGAUGAGGCAAAACAACAUAAUGACGAAAAGGGUAGCGGCGAUGAUGAGGCGGAGGAGGUCAUGGUGGUGGUUGAGAAGAAAGAAAGUAGUCGAAAGCGGGACCAUGAAAAGAAAGGUCACAGGCAUAAACACAGGAUUAGAUCGAUGAGGUCUCGAGCAGUAUAUUCGGAUACAGCUUUAUAUAAAAACUUUAGAAAGGGUACCAAUUCUCCAUUGUUGCCCCAUCCCAAAUAAAAUGGGAUGUGAAUUUGUUAAAAUGUUGAUUCUAUUUAGGCUAGUUUUCUGUUUUGUUUACAUGCUUUUUGAAACCCACAACAAUGAGAGGUUUAUUUUGUAAUUCAUCUUCAAAGGAAGAUUUGUAACACGUCACAUGUACGUAGUGUUUAAAAUCUUAGUGUUAAUAUUCAAUAAAUCACAGAAAAAAAUUCGAAGAUA